Darwinula stevensoni is the source of this 1197-nucleotide messenger RNA. Lineage: Eukaryota; Metazoa; Arthropoda; Ostracoda; Podocopida; Darwinulidae. The record is from the annotation of a GenBank genome assembly.
AUGAAGCUGGACCCUGGAGGUUAUAUCCCAGUUGGGACGGCCGGGGACUCCAGUCCUCGUUCGCACGCGGCCAGCACGGAAUCCGGAGGAGGAGGGGGAUGGGAGAACCUGGGUUCCUGGUUCUGGGACGAGGAAUUCUGGCUGAGCAGCAGCGUUAGCAACGUGACCUGGAACGCCCUCCGACCUGGCACGGUCUCGAUCAUCGGUCGAAGCGCGGGGCACACGGACACCGAGUCGGAGCCAGCUUCGUCCUCCUACCCCGAGUUCCGCGACCUCAAGGCGGCGCUCCUCAUGGCGCUGGUGUUCGCCUGCGUCCGGAUGAGCGUGAAGCGAUACCUCAUCUCGCCUGCCUUCUAUCGUCUGUCCGGGGAGGCGCCGCCGCCUGCGAGUCCCCCGGCCAGCUUGCGGUCGUGGUUGGUAUUCCCAGGCUAUGACAAGCACACGAUCUUCAGCGACGCGGCUUGGAACUGCCUGAUACUCACGUGGGCCCUGAUAGCGGGGGUCUGGGUGCUCUGGGGGAAGCCCUGGCUCUGGGAUGUCCGGCGGUGCUGGGAGGGGUAUCCAGCGCAUCCGGUCUCCUUGGACCUGUGGUGGUACACGAUCGCACUGUUUGGGUACUACCUCUGCGACACGGUGGUCAUGCUGUACAGGCGGAACGUGUCGGAUACGAUCCAUCACGUGUGCACGCUGGUGGCGUUCCUGGCUUGUUGGACCAUGAACUUCCUCCGGUUCUUCUCGUUGGUCCUUCUGCUGCAUUACAGUACGGAUUGGUGCCUGCAGUUCGGGAGGGCGUGUAAGACGCUGGGGCUGAAGAAAGUGAGGGAUCGGAUCCUGCUGGUGACAGUGGUGCCGAGGAUCGUGACCAGGCUCGUUUUGUUUCCUUGGUUGCUCUUGGUCGUCUUUAAGGAUGUCAUACCGGUCAUGUCGGUGAUCAUGCAGGUUUUGGGUUAUGCAUCGGCGGGGAUACUGGGGUUUCAUCUGUAUUGGAUGGUGGUGAUUCUCAAGACGAUUUAUAGGGGGUUUUGGGUGGGGGAGGGGUGUGUAGGGGUGGGGGACGAGGGGAAGAAGAGGUUAGGGGUGGUUACCUCGGUUAUUGGGCGGCUCUUCGAGUCCGACUUCCACACGACUCGGAGAGAGGAAAUCCCUGGGAUUCCCAGGGGAUCCCAGGGGACAGGGGGAGGAAGGUGGAUCGUGUGA